Molecule: messenger RNA, 2595 nt
Organism: Daktulosphaira vitifoliae (grape phylloxera)
Lineage: Eukaryota; Metazoa; Arthropoda; Insecta; Hemiptera; Phylloxeridae
Exons: 5
Coding region: 16-2502 (828 amino acids)
Molecular function (GO): protein binding
Source: RefSeq, a predicted model, not a curated record
CACGAAUACUGUCUGAUGCCGAGUAAUUUAACACUUGGAGUAAAAAUGAAGAACUUGCAAAAGAUACAUGCUUUGUUCAUUACGUCCUGUUUGAUAAUAAAUGAAGCAAUUCAAUUUAAAAAUUCAGACGACGAACAAAUAUGUCAAUUUGAAGAAAAUACGACGAGAACAGCAGAAAAUAGAUAUUUAGAAAACUUAAAAAAUGCUUAUGAAAAUGGAUGUAAAUGGCAUGAAAACGUAGCAAUAGCUUAUGCUUCUAAUGGGUAUUUAGAAUGUUUAAAAUAUGCUCAUCAAAAAGGAUGUCCGUGGGAUGAAAGCACACCAGAAGCAGCUGCAACAUAUGGUCAUUUAGAAUGCUUAAAAUAUGCCUUUGAAAAUGACUGUAAAUGGGAUGAACGUACAACUACUGCGGCUGCCAAAAGAGGUGAUUUAAGAAUUUUAAAAUAUGCACAUGAAAAGGAAUGUCCAUGGGAUGAAAGCACAACAGAAGCAGCUGCUUCUAACAAUAAUUUUGAAUGUUUAAAAUAUGCUUAUGAAAAUGGCUGUAAAUGGAAUGAAUUAAAUAUUGCAAAAAAAUCUAUUUCAAAUGGCAAUCUAGAAAUAUUAAAAUAUUUGCACGAAAAUGGAUACAAAUUCAAUGAAUUCACAAUUUUUAUGGCUGCCGUAAAAGAUGAUCUAGAAAUUUUAAAAUAUGUCCUUGAAAAUGGAUAUCCUUGCAAUAUGAGUUCAACUUACAUAGUUGCCACAAAUGGUAAUCUUGAAAAUUUUAAAUAUUUACAUGAAAAUGCAUGUCCAUGGGAUGAAACCACAACUAAAUUAGCUGCCUAUAAUGGUCAUUUAAGUAUCUUAAAAUAUGCACAUGAAAAUGAAUGUCCGUGGGAUGAAAGCACAACAGAAGCAGCUGCAACCAAUGGUCAUUUAGAAUGUUUAAAAUAUGCUUUUGAAAAUGACUGUAAAUGGGAUGAACGUACAACUACUGCGGCUGCUAAAAGAGGUGAUAUAAAAAUUUUAAAAUAUGCUCAUCAAAAAGGAUGUCCGUGGGAUGAAAGCACAACAGAAGCAGCUGCAACCAAUGGUCAUUUAGAAUGUUUAAAAUAUGCUUUUGAAAAUGACUGUAAAUGGGAUGAACGUACAACUACUGCGGCUGCUAAAAGAGGUGAUAUAAAAAUUUUAAAAUAUGCUCAUCAAAAAGGAUGUCCGUGGGAUGAAAGCACAACAGAAGCAGCUGCAACCAAUGGUCAUUUAGAAUGUUUAAAAUAUGCUUUUAAAAAUGACUGUAAAUGGGAUGAACGUACAACUACUGCGGCUGCCAAAAGAGGUGAUAUAAAAAUUUUAAAAUAUGCACAUGAAAAGGAAUGUCCGUGGGAUGAAAGCACAACAGAAGCAGCUGCUUCAAGCGGUAAUUUAGAAUGCUUAAAAUAUGCAUUUGAAAAUGGCUGUAAAUGGAAUCAAAAUAUCAUGAGAAGUGCUAUUGUAAAGGGUAAUCUAGAUAUUAUAAAAUAUAUUCACAAAAAUGGAAGUAUGUUUGGUGUAGGAUCAAUUCGAGAUGCUGCAGCAAGUGGUUGUAUUGAUUGUUUAAAAUAUAUACAUAAAAAUGUUGGUAAAUGGGAUGAGGGUACAACAAGAGUUGCUGCGGCAAGUGGUUGCAUCGAAUGUUUAAAAUAUGCCCACGAAAAUGGAUGUGUAUGGGAUGAGGGCACAACUAGAGCUGCUGCUGCAAGUAGUUGUUACGAGUGUUUGAAAUAUGCCCACGAAAAUGGAUGUGUAUGGGAUGAGGGUACAACUAGAGCUGCUGUAGCAAAUGGUUGCAUCGAAUGUUUAAAAUAUGCUCACGAAAAUGGAUGUGUAUGGGAUGAGGGUACAAUUCGAGCUGCUGCUGUAAGUGGUUGUUACGAGUGUUUGAAAUAUGCCCACGAAAAUGGAUGUGUUUGGGAUGAGGGUACAACUAGAGCUGCUGCAGCAAGUAAUUGUUUAAUCGUCUUGCUUUAUGCUCAUAUUAAGGGAUGUAAUUGGGAUGAAGAUACAAUAGUUGCAGCAGCUGUUCAUGGUAAUUUAAAUUGUUUAGCAUAUGCUCGUAGACAUGGAUGUGAUUGGGUUGAAGGUACUAUGAGAGGGGCUGCAGCAAAUGGGUAUUUUAGCUGUCUAAAAUUUGCUCACGAAAAUGGGUGUCCGUGGGACGAAGGCACUACAAGGGAAGCUGCUGCGAGUAAUUAUAUUAACUGUUUGAUAUUUGCACAUGAAAAUGGAUGUAAAUGGGAUAACGGAACAACGAUUGGAGCUACUGCUAAUGGCAAUUUAGACUGCCUAAAAUAUGUUCGUGAAAAUGGCUGUGAGUGGGAUGAAGACACAACAAGAUUUGCUGCUGCAAAUGGUCAUUUGUUAUGCUUAAAAUAUGCUCAUGAAAAUAAAUGUCCAUGGAGUAGUGGUACCAUUUCUGAAGCGACUCGAAAUGGUCAUACUGAUAUAAUUAACUAUGCUACCGAAAAUGGAUGUCCUAAUUAAUUUCCUGUUUAAAUAUCAUAAUUUUUAUUAUAUUUAUUUAUGUUAACAAAUUUUAUUUUUAAAAUAAAAUAACCGGAAUGGUUUUAUCCAAUA